Messenger RNA from Venustampulla echinocandica, 2616 nucleotides. Its product is annotated as putative 3-isopropylmalate dehydratase. Gene Ontology annotation, molecular function: hydro-lyase activity. The coding region runs from base 1 to 2616 and encodes 871 amino acids. NCBI's taxonomy places the organism in Eukaryota, Fungi, Ascomycota, Leotiomycetes, Helotiales, Pleuroascaceae. The record is from RefSeq and is a predicted model, not a curated record. The transcript has 7 exons.
AUGUCGAAAUCAACGAUGUCGUAUAGUCUGAAUGAUAGAUUCCCAAAGGCGGCGGUCAAAUCAAUUCGCGCUUUGCUGGGAAUUCUAUCACGCACUCGAGGUGUACUGGUAGACGAGCAGCCAAAUGGCGAGAUAGCACCAGGUCUUAUCUCAGUUGCGGAUGGCCACAUACACCUUGCAGGGUUAAAUGACUCCCAUUACGAUUCAACAACUUCCCAUCUAGAGGACUUCCUGAACCGUCUCUGUGAAGCGCUUGAUACCGUUGGUAGGGAUGCAGAGGCAGACGCCUUCAGACAUGCUUUGCAACUAUAUCAGACUGACAGAGAGCGCCUGCCCCUUGGACCUGGCGAGUUGAUCUCUAACCGACAGCUCAGCAACGACUCGUUCGAGGAUUUGGAAUUCCUUGUUGAAGCGUGGCUAGAAGCGCUGAAUUCUGAAGAAUCUGCCAGAAAAUUACCAGCUCCUUUGCCAGGAAAACUCCCCGAUACUCGGGCCAUGACGCUGGCGGAAAAGAUACUGGCUCAUCACGCAUUUUCACUCCCGUCUCCUGAUGGCUUGAAAUCUGGAGACCUGAUAAGGGUCUCUAUAGACUGGAUUAUAGCAAGCGAGCUAUCUUGGGUGGGCAUGAAGCAUGGUAUGGUCAGCAUUGGAGAACAACCAUCAGUCUGGCGAAAUGAUCGCUUUUGGCUGGCCGGAGAUCAUACCGUUGAACCACGGACUUAUGGCCAACCUCGCGUACGAGAGCUUCUCGACGGUUUGAAUGAUGCCAAGCACCAAUUCAAGAUGACAGAGAAUCAAGGAUCGAAUUACACCAUUCUCCAUACAGAAUUCGUUCGCGAACGAGCUGAACCAGGGAUGCUCGCACUUGGUUCUGACUCGCAUACCUGCUCAGCUGGAGCUGUCAGUUGUCUCGCAAUCGGACUCGGAGCGGCUGAUGUGAUGACAGCACUGGCGACAGGCGAAACGUGGAUCAAAGUUCCCGAGUCCAUCAGAAUUGACUUCACUGGAGAGCCAGCUUGGUACAUUCGUGGCAAGGAUGUCAUACUCUACAUCCUGAAAGAACUCAAGCGGAACACCUUCGCUGCGGACAGAAUCGUAGAGUUCGGUGGCCUUGGAGCUAAAUUUCUCUCUUGCGAUGCACGGUUUGCAAUAACUAACAUGUGUACGGAGCUCGGCGGCGUCACAGGUAUCUUUGUUCCGGAUGAAGUUACCAACGCAUUCGUAUCAGGUCGAUCUCAAAGCAAGUAUAAGUCAAAUUCCCUCUAUUUCCAAGUCGAUAAAGAUGCUUCUUACGCAGCUACAUUUCAGAUUGACCUUAAUCUGGUCGAGUCCUUCAUUGCUCUGUAUCCGUCGCCGGACAAUGUCGUGCCUGUGUCGGAUGAGCUUGACAUGAGUUUUGAGGGCUGCUUCAUAGGCGCUUGCACAACCACUGAAGAAGAGCUGGUCCUUGGGGCGCUGGUACUCGAAGCCGGUCUCAAGAAUGGCCUCAGUUUAGCUCCUGGAAAGCGUAUGGUUGUCCCGGGAAGUAUACCAAUUGUUAACAGCCUGAGAGACUUGGGAUUGUUAGAUAUAUACGCACAAGCUGGCUUCGAACAACCAGCAGUCGGCUGCAGUUUGUGCCUCGGAAUGGCAGCAGAUCGAGCCGGCGAGGGAGAGAAUUGGAUUUCAUCUCAGAAUCGUAAUUUCAAGAAUCGAAUGGGCAAAGGGUCGACCGGACAUAUCUGCUCAGCAGCGACUGUGGCUGCGUCAUCAUUCAGCAUGAAAUUGACCAAUCCUGCUGCGUUGCUAGCUCAAGUCUCCUCUGAUCGGUACAAAUUGCUGCUUGAAAGCUGCCAAAGCUACAAGAACCGAACGGGAAGAGUCAGAUUCCCGAAAAAGGAUAGCAUCCGAGGCUCUGUAUCCGCGAUGCCGCCAUAUGUGGAGCCAUAUCUACAUUCUCGACCACAUUUGACUGAUAAGAAUAUUCAAAUUCAUGCCACAAGCGAGGUCGAACAGGAAACAGAUGGCAACCUCGACGUCAUUGAAAGCAAGGUAUAUGCUCUUGGAGACUUCGUCGACACAGAUGCAAUUAUCCCUGCCGCAUUUAUCCUCGAGAGCCCAACAGAUGUUCUUCUCGGUAAUCAUGCCCUAGAGUUCACUAACCCUGACUUCCGCGACAAAGUACGUCAAGGCAUGCGUGUAAUUGUAGCUGGUAAAGCAUUUGGUUGCGGCUCAUCUCGUGAGGAAGCACCACGAGCUUUGAAAGGUCUUGGUGUGCAAUGCGUAAUCGCAAAAUCGUUCUCUUUCAUCUACGGUCGCAAUCAACCCUCCAUCGGCCUGCUGGGUAUCAACAUUGUAAACGAGAGCUUUUAUGAGCUCGCCAGAACAGGCGCAGGUAUCAAAAUUGAUCUUCCUGGGAGGAUUGUGCAGGUUGAGGGGCGGUCUUUUCCUUUUGUGCUGGAUGAUAUGGAGCUCUCUUUGAUCAAAAGUCAAGGAUUAGCUACAGCAUACAAGAAAUUUGGCAAGAACGUGUUCGCAUCGCUGUGCGGCACUGAGAGUUCUGUAAUGGCGUCAGAGCUUGCAGAGUUGAAGUUGAAGAGUGUUGGUGAUGGAAUGAGGACAAGUCUCGCUUGGUAG